Lodderomyces jiufengensis is the source of this 2094-nucleotide messenger RNA. RefSeq names its product Hap43p (gene HAP43). Gene Ontology annotation, cellular component: nucleus; RNA polymerase II transcription regulator complex. Gene Ontology annotation, molecular function: DNA-binding transcription activator activity, RNA polymerase II-specific; transcription cis-regulatory region binding. The record is from RefSeq and is a predicted model, not a curated record. NCBI's taxonomy places the organism in Eukaryota, Fungi, Ascomycota, Pichiomycetes, Serinales, Debaryomycetaceae. Bases 1 to 2094 code for a protein of 697 amino acids. The transcript has a single exon.
AUGAGUACUAAAGGUCCUAGUAUAGCUCCUAGACAUUCUUCUACUCAAUCACCAAUAGCUAUUGCUGGAUCACCGCCAUCUUGUUCAUCAACUGGAUCAACUCCAAGAAGUAUUGCAAGUCCAAAUAAUCCUCAAUCACCACUUAAUAAUUCAGCUAUGUCACCUUCAAAUACAAAUGAUACUACUCAAAUAACAACGUCAACCACAUCAACUAUAAGACUCGGAGUAUCACUGAUUAUGACAUCCAAAGAAUGGGUUUUACCACCAAGACCAAAACCAGGUCGAAAACCGAGUAUAGAUACACCGGCUUCAAAAAGAAAAGCUCAAAAUAGAGCAGCACAAAGAGCAUUUAGAGAAAGAAGAGCAACAAGAGUUCAAGAAUUAGAACAAAAAUUAAUGGAAGUUGAAAAAGAAAAAGAUAUAAAAGAAAUGGCAUUAGUAAAUACAAUAAAUAAAUUAAAAGCUGAAAAUAAUUACUUGAAUAAAAAUAUGGAACAAUUAAGACAAGAAAUGAAUCAAUUCAAAAAUUCUCAAGAUCAAAUGAGAAUACAAAUGCAACAGCAACAACAACAAAGUCAACCGAAUCAAAAUAGAAAUAAACAACCUUCCAAAAUUCAAAAUAAUACUUCACAACUACAUCAAAAUCAACAAACUCAAACUUUUAGAAAUACCAACAAUAAUCAACCGUCACCAAUGAACACGUCGUUAUCACCUACUGGCUCAUCAUACUCACUACAACAAAUUUCCCCAGCUCCUUCAGCAGAUCUGCCAAUGAAUACAAAUAUAUCAUCUUCACAGAACUACCCGAAUUCAUCUAAUAGCGCCUUAACUCCAAUAUCGAAUAAUACAACCCCUGAUAAACUAAUAUCAACUACAAACUCAAAUGACAGUGUAAUUGAUUCAUCAAAUUUCGAUUGUGGAAUAUGUAUCAAAGAUGAAUGUUUAUGUGAAUCAGUAGGAUUAAAAGAUCCAAAACCAACAAAAACAAAUGAUGUGGAGAAACAGUUACAACAACAAUUAAAUUCAUUUAAACCUGAAGCUCCAGUGCAACUUAACAGGAAAAGAAAAGCAAUAAUAAAUUCAGAUAUUGAAUUAAAAGAAAUAGAUUUUACUAAAAAAUUCGCAACAAAAGCUAAACCAAUGCCAGAUUUAAAUAAAUUGAAAAAAAUGUCAACUAAAACAUCAUCACCUAUCAAAUCCAAACCAUCAUCAACUGAUAAUAUACUAAAUUCAGAAUUUAAUGAAAACUCACCAAUGGAAAAUUGUGGGUUUUGUUCAGAUGAUACUCCAUGUGUUUGUAGAGAAGCAGCAAAAGAAGCAGCAAGAUUGAAUGCAUCAUUAAAUGAACAAGAAAGAAAUAUAAUAUUAGAAGAAGAUGAAAAUGAUCAUGGCUUAGGUGAUUAUCAAAAUGACGAAGAUAAUAAGACUUCUUUACCUCCACUUCAAUACAAUUUAUCCAGUAACAAUAUAAUGAAAUCAUCUUUACCAGUAAUGCAUCCAGGACCAUCAGUUGAAAUUAGUACAAUCACAAACUUAACACCAGGUGCUAUUCCAACAGUAAUACCGAGAAGAAAUAACGAAGAACAACAACAAUCUGAAACAAUAAUAGAAGAAUCAGUUCAAAAUGAAGAAAAAGAUGGAUGUACAGGAAAUCCAGGUACUUGUAAACAAUGUCAAAUGGAUCCAAUGUCAACAUUAUUUUGUACAACAGUUGCAUCAAAAUCAAAUGAAUAUUCAAAUAUAAGACCAAAUCUUUCAAGAAAAAAUUCAAAAUCUUCAUUAACUUUAAAUUUCGGUGGUCCUUCAACACCAACUAAUAAUAAUAACGCACCAAGUCCAAUUCCACCACCAUUAAUUGCAUCAUCAAACAACAACGCACCAAGUCCUGGUCCAUUGACUCCAGGUUCAACUAACAAUAAUGGUGGUAUUUUUAUUCCAUGUGCUGAUGCAUAUAAAACUUUAUCAAGACAUAAAAAAUUUAAUAGUGUUGAUUUUAGUACUUUAGUUGGUAAAUUAACUACUAGAGGAAUGCAAGUUGAAGUUCAAUCUGUUGCUAAUGUUUUGAGAGAAUUAGAUAGACGAGUUUAUAAUUAA